ACCCACGGCAAGCUAAUACUCAACUCAGAACCUCCGGCCUCACUUCCUGUCCGCCUGGCACCAAGGUCCCCCCGGGAAGGCGAGCAGGAGUUUUAUUUACGUCUCACAUGGCUUACUUACUCUCAUUAUGUCUGCUAUAUUUGGGUAAUACCAGCGCGAAGCCAUUUAAAGGCGCCACCGCAGGAAGUAUGCUGUCCAGAGGAAAAACAAGGAACGGCUCACGUGUGAGUCCGUGUUACCUUGUUUGUGUCUAAUAUGUGUAAUUUUCUAUGUUUACAUCGACUAUAUUGGGUAAUGCAAAUGUAAAGAUGACCGUAGGGGUGCUAUAUCAGGUCUAGAGGGCUCUAAUAACACGCUAUCAUCACGCUAGCCUGUUACUACAUGCUCACAGCAUGGAUAUAAAACCAUAAACCCUUGUUGGAGCCCUUCUGGGCGGAAUACGUGUGUCCCAUUACGUGCAUUAAUCACCUGCCUCUUUUUAUCUGUUUUUAUAUCUUUAGAAGGCACAGAAAAGAAAAACGUGUGUUUGUGUCUCACAUAAGGAUUGUGAUGAUGAUGGGCAACAAUCCAACAAAAAGUGCACUUAUCCUUAAAGUGUUUCAAACGGAGUGGGAAAGAAGGACAAAGAGGCCAGAAACUUACUACUACCACACGGAAUGAGAGGAGAACAUUUUUUUUUUGUCCACUUGAUGUCAGCCAUGGCAUGUGGGCUGGGCUCUGCUGGCUCGGUAGCCAGUCUCCAUGCCGUGUGAAAGGUAAUGUAAUGUAACAUUACUGAUGCCUGCUGACCACAAUACUUCAUAGAACUUGUCUUUCUAUAUAUUUGGACUAAUGAUUGGCCAUAGUCAACCACCAAACAGCCAUCAUUUAUUCAGUCAUUAUUUUUUUUAACUUUUGUACUCCUGUUUCUGCCCUGCUGGGCGAGAUGCUCCCGCAAAGCAGACGGAAGCAAUGCGCCGUUCGUUACUGAGCGCGUGUAAAAAAGCAGGUGUACUAUCGACAGGACUGUUCAUGUACGCCGGUGUGACCGCAGAGGGCGCUGUUGCAACAUUCUCCAACACACCGCGAACAUGAACGAUGCAGAGUGGCGUCCUCAUCUGGCAGACUGUCAGGACGCGUCCCUUGUUACCAUGGCGACGCGCGUUAUCGCCUACCACUUGUCAUGUGACUCCUUGGAGCGCAUUUGUUUGGCAGCGACCUCUGGUGGCCUCCACAUCUCUUGGUAAAAGUUUCUAUUUGAUGAAUGUUAAAACCACAAUGUGCGUGGGUGUGUGUGUGUGUGUCCGAGUCACAUGUUUGUCAGGAAAACACACAAUCAUGCAGCCUCCUCCCUACAUGCACGCCCACACCGCAAACUCAGGAAUGUUCACGAGCACGGCAGCGUUAUUUUGGUCUCAGACACACACGCACACGCACACGCACAUGGUGAUGGAGUGGGAGUGAAUCCGUGCUUUCAUUGUUGGAAAAUUCAUUUUUCUGCAUUUGAUUUCUUCUAAACUUUAGUACAACGUUCUUUCGUUUCUCUCCCCGCUGUCUCUCGCACGUGUGUGCGCGCUCAGAUGUUAGCAUCAUCUGCUGUAGCGAGUGAGCUAGCACAAGGCAUUCCAUAGCGUACAGUCAUGUGACCUCAUGGUGAGGAAAACAGGAAGUGCUGGUUAUAUUUUGGUGACUGAAUGUUCCGGAAGGUUGUGGUUCUGACGGGUCGACUUUGUUGGCGUUCCAUCCCAGCCAGAAGGCAAAGAUGAAAACAGGAAGUAGAAACCUGCUCUCAGCUCUGCUUUACGUGAUUUCCAUUUUCCAUGAAGAGCUGACCUCUCACCCCGGCCAGAUGACGUCACAACGCAGGCUGUGUCCCGCCAGUCGCACAACACUCCAAAUGUCAUCUUUCAUGAGAUGGAGCUGGACACGCCCCCGGGGGCGUGACCCCGGCGAGGAGGCGCUGCGUGGUCAAAGACGAUCGUGAAGCAGAGCUGACCGGAAGCCAAAACAGUCAACAACAACUUUCCGCAACGAAGACAAAAGAAUCCAUGUCGUGCGGGCGACGCACGGCCUCGCAGCUGAUUGGACGAGAUCGUAAAAGGAAGUAGCACAUGCCCCCUUAGUGCCACACCCCCUGCCACCAGGGUCAGAGAUCAUCCAAAAUCAAGAUGGCGCCUUGCCGCCUGCUGCUGCUUCUUAUCUUUCUACUUCCUGUCUCUGGGAGACGCCCCGACGACUCGGACUCAGUCUCCACGGCGACGUCCUCCGAGGGCGACGAGGACGAGUCCUCCUCAGAGGAGACGUCGACGAGCGGCGAGCACCUGGCACAUCAAGCGAUGGCGCCACAGUGGACGUCCCCGAAGAAGAUGCACAGGAAGCUGUACGCCCUUCCCGCAGGCAAGACGGUGACGUUCCGGUGCGCUGCCACAGGAAGUCCGCCGCUGCGUCUGCGCUGGUACAGGAGCGGCAAAGAUGUCCGCCAAGAUCAAAGACUUGGCGGCUACAAGAUCAAAGACCACGCGUGGGCGCUCACCUUGGAGUCGCUGGUGCUGUCCGACAGCGGCAACUACACGUGCGCGGUGGAGAACCCUCACGGCGCCAUCCGGCACACGUACCGCCUGGACGUCAUCGAGCGCGUCUCCUACAGGCCCCUCCUCCAGGCCGGCCUGCCAGCCAAUCAGACGGCGCUGGUCGGCAGCGACGUGCGCUUUGCGUGUCGCGUGUUUAGCGACUUGCAGCCUCACGUGCAGUGGGUGAAAUACGUUCGCCCGCCCGGCGAACGCCCCAGCAGCCUCGUGGUCAAGACGGGGCACAUCAACAGCACCAAAGAAGACAUGGAGGUUCUGACUCUGAGGAACGUGAGCGCCGACGACGCCGGCGAGUACGCGUGUGUGGCGAAAAACUACAACGGCGUCUCGCAACACUCGGCUUGGCUCACUGUGCUCAAAGAUCCGCCUCCUACCCCACCCACCUCCCACAACUACCUGCAGAUGUUCAUCUACUGUCUCGGAUUCUUCAUCGCCCUCACCCUCACCUUCACAGCCGUCGUCUAUAAGCUUUGCUCCGCCCCCAGGAAGAGUGCAGUCAGCAGUCAGCUGGCGGUCCACAAACUCGCCAAGAGCAUGGCUCUGAAGAGACAGGUGUCCCUGCCAUCACCCGGACAGUCCAAGAUGUCUCGGUCCGCCACGGGCCAGAUUCCGUACGACCCUCAGUGGGAACUUCCUCGCGACAGGCUGGCGCUGGGCAAACCGCUGGGGGAGGGCUGCUUCGGACAGGUGGCCUUGGCGGAGAUCACCGGCAUGGACGAGGACCGGCCGGCAUGCGUCACCAAGGUGGCGGUGAAGACGCUGAAAGCGGACGCCGGUGAGAAGGACCUGCUGGACCUCAUCUCGGAGUUGGAAAUGAUGAAGAUGAUCGGACGCCACAAGAACAUCAUCAACCUGAUCGGCGCCUGCACGCGUGACGGCCCACUCUUCGUGGUGGUGGAGUACGCUGCGCGCGGGAACCUCAGAGAGCAUCUACGCGCGAGCCGGCCGCCCGAGUCCGGGUACUCGGGGCAGGCGGUGCCGGGUGGCGUGGAGCUACGAGAGCUGGUGUCGGCGGCGUACCAGGUCGCCCGAGGGAUGUCCUACCUGGCAUCCAAGAAGUGCGUCCACCGAGACCUGGCGGCCCGCAACGUGCUUGUCACCCACGACUACGUGAUGAAGAUCGCCGACUUUGGCCUGGCCAGGGACGUGCACCACGUGGACUACUACAAGAAGACCACCAACGGUCCUUUGCCCGUCAAGUGGAUGGCGCCCGAAGCGUUGUUUGACCGCGUCUACACGCACCAAAGCGACGUGUGGUCUUACGGUGUCCUGCUGUGGGAGAUUUUCACCCUGGGAGGUUGUCCUUAUCCCGGCGUUCCGGUGGAGGAAGUCUUCAAGCUGCUGAAGGAAGGUCACCGCAUGGAGAAGCCGCCAGCGUGCACGCAGGAGAUGUGA
Molecule: messenger RNA, 3962 nt
Organism: Dunckerocampus dactyliophorus (ringed pipefish)
Lineage: Eukaryota; Metazoa; Chordata; Actinopteri; Syngnathiformes; Syngnathidae
Product: fibroblast growth factor receptor 1-A-like
Exons: 15
Coding region: 2148-3962 (604 amino acids)
Biological process (GO): positive regulation of kinase activity; protein phosphorylation; multicellular organism development
Cellular component (GO): signaling receptor complex
Molecular function (GO): fibroblast growth factor binding; fibroblast growth factor receptor activity; ATP binding
Source: RefSeq, a predicted model, not a curated record